This is a messenger RNA of Lontra canadensis (Northern American river otter), 1460 nucleotides long. It is a transcript of the gene B3GALT5, whose product is annotated as beta-1,3-galactosyltransferase 5. Gene Ontology annotation, cellular component: membrane. The record is from RefSeq and is a predicted model, not a curated record. Gene Ontology annotation, molecular function: N-acetyl-beta-D-glucosaminide beta-(1,3)-galactosyltransferase activity. The transcript has 3 exons. Lineage: Eukaryota; Metazoa; Chordata; Mammalia; Carnivora; Mustelidae. The coding region runs from base 363 to 1298 and encodes 311 amino acids.
UUGAGUGGUGCUAUUCUUUUUGUUUUUUCGUUACAGUGACUCUGGAGGAAGGGAAUCAUCGUUUUGGGUAAACGAAGUGAGUCCAGAACUGGACAGGGCCCAACGGCAUUCGCUCGCAGCUCUUUGACAACUUUCCUCUCGGAAUCUACCCUGUAGUUUAGCUUUCCAACCAGAGGGUCAUCAGAGCCAGAAGAAAGUUUCGGUCACCUGUGGUCCACUGUGGUCCAGAAGCAGAUGGUCCCCAUUUGGACCUGUUGUCAGAAGAUUGGUAGUAGCCCAGUGCGACAUCACACGCCUGCGUCACACACCUCACCUCAUCUCAUCACGUGGGCAUUUCAUCAUCUCACAUCAUCACAAGAAGGAUGGCUUACACGAAGAUGUGCCUGCUCUACAUUUCCCUGGUGGUCCUGGGAGCCCUCUGUUUGUAUUUUAGCAUGUACAGUCUGACUCCUUUUAAAGAUGAGCCAUUUGUUUUCAAGAAAGAAAUGGGGAACUUCCUCCAGCUUCCAGAUAUCAAUUGCAAGCAGGAUCCCCCUUUCCUUGUCCUGCUGGUGACAUCCUCCCAUGAACAGAUGUUUGCUCGCACGGUCAUCCGGAACACGUGGGGGAAAGAAAAGAAUGUGAAUGGAAAACACAUAAAAACCUUCUUCCUUCUGGGAGUCACAGCCAGUAAGGACCUGUCGAAAGUUGUUGCGCAGGAAAGCCAGCGGCAUCACGACAUUAUCCAGAAGGACUUCAUGGACACCUACUUCAACCUGACCCUGAAGACCAUGAUGGGUAUCGAGUGGAUCCACCACUUCUGUCCUCAGGCGGCUUUCGUGAUGAAAACGGACUCGGACAUGUUUGUCAACAUCUACUACCUGACCGAGCUGCUCCUCAGGAAAAAUAGAACCACUCGGUUUUUCACCGGCUUCUUGAAACUGAACGAGUUUCCGAUUAGGGACAAGUUCAGCAAGUGGUUUGUCAGUAAAUACGAGUAUCCGUGGGAGAAGUACCCGCCCUUUUGCUCGGGCACUGGCUACGUGUUUUCCAGCGAUGUGGCGAGUCUGGUGUACGAAGUGUCCGACAGCGUCCCGUUCAUUAAACUCGAAGACGUCUUCAUGGGGCUCUGCCUGGCGAAACUGAAAAUUGGGCUGGAGGAACUCCACUCUGAGCAGACCUUUUUCCCAGACGGGUUGGCCUUUUCCACGUGUCGUUUUAAGAAGAUAGUGGCCUGCCAUUUCGUCAAGCCUCGCAACAUGCUCAGCUAUUGGCAUGCUCUGGAAAAUUCCCUGGAAGACGAGUGUCCAGCUGUCUGAGGGGAGCCCAGGGGCCCACGUGGACACACUUGAGGCAACCCACCCUGAGAGUGUCGGAAGAUCUUCAGGCGGCAUCGCUGAGGAUCAUUGUGCGGGCAGGGAGGGAGUGAGGAGGGAGGAGGGGGAGUCAGGUGAGGGUGAUUCCCUGUAGGGCUGCCCGUC